Messenger RNA from Apus apus (common swift), 555 nucleotides. RefSeq names its product ribosomal protein L26 like 1 (gene RPL26L1). The record is from RefSeq and is a predicted model, not a curated record. Bases 75 to 512 code for a protein of 145 amino acids. Gene Ontology annotation, cellular component: cytosolic large ribosomal subunit; ribosome. Gene Ontology annotation, biological process: cytoplasmic translation; ribosomal large subunit biogenesis. Gene Ontology annotation, molecular function: RNA binding; structural constituent of ribosome. NCBI's taxonomy places the organism in Eukaryota, Metazoa, Chordata, Aves, Apodiformes, Apodidae. The transcript is spliced from 4 exons.
GGGCCGCCUGGGGAAGCGGAAGCGCGUCGCCUUCCUCUUUCCGGGGACCGUCGCGGCGGCAGCAGCGGGCCAAGAUGAAGUUCAACCCAUUUGUGACCUCAGACCGCAGCAAGAACCGCAAGCGACACUUCAACGCCCCCUCUCACAUCCGCAGGAAGAUCAUGUCCUCCCCCCUCUCCAAGGAGCUGCGGCAGAAGUACAACGUGCGCUCCAUGCCCAUCCGCAAGGACGACGAGGUCCAGGUUGUCCGUGGACACUACAAAGGGCAGCAGAUUGGCAAGGUGGUCCAGGUGUACAGAAAAAAAUACGUCAUCUACAUUGAGCGUGUGCAGCGUGAGAAGGCAAAUGGCACAACUGUCCACGUGGGGAUCCACCCCAGCAAGGUGGUGAUCACCAGGCUAAAGCUGGACAAAGACCGCAAGAAGAUCCUGGAGCGUAAAGCCAAGUCUCGCCAGGUUGGCAAGGAGAAGGGCAAGUACAAGGAAGAAACGAUUGAGAAGAUGCAGGAGUAGAUGGUUUUCUCUUUGUUACAAUUAAAGAACUGCUAAAAUUAAA